Molecule: messenger RNA, 1206 nt
Organism: Trichoderma atroviride IMI 206040
Lineage: Eukaryota; Fungi; Ascomycota; Sordariomycetes; Hypocreales; Hypocreaceae
Source: RefSeq, a predicted model, not a curated record
UACACGGCACUGUACGUACGUGCCAAGUCGUGCCGUCUCUCAACCAUCAUCCAUCGUGCGUCGGCCGCAUUUGGCUAGAGACUCUUGCGCUCUCCAUUGUCGAAUGCAAUUCCCUUCUUUGCUGCCCCCCUUCUUUAUUUACUUACUCUCGUAUACAUUGUGGUGCUGCGUGGCUGGUCUCGUCCUUUUGUUCAACGACGACUCUUGCUGGCGCUCUACUCUAAUAUAUUCCUCGUGGCCUCAGCCUCCGUCUCCCUCAUUUACACAUAUAACAUCGCGGCCUGGCUCGCUUAUCUCGACUCAUCCCCACCGCGCACCCACCGACUGCUGCCGCCGCCACAGCAAAUCAAGGCCCCGCGAAAAGCUCCCUCAUCCUCGUCUCAUUCUCCUCGCUGGCGGUGCUAGGCAAACGGCCGUCUGACCAGAGUACCGCCCCGAGUCCCCCUCGCUAAUGCCGCCAGGUAUCCGCCGCUGGCCCCGGUACCUGGCUCGCCAUACACCCCCCGCUGGCCCCGGCCUGUACACCACCUCGGCGCCUGUACCUGCCUGCCAUCCCCAGCGCCGCCCCAGGAUACCUGCCUGCUACCGGGAGUCGCAGCGGUGGAGACGGGCCUGGAGCAUCCACCCAAGCAGCCCAAGCCAUUGAUCUGGGCCAGGCCCAUCUUCCGGCUUAGCACCAACGCCUGGUUGCUGGCUUGUACUUGCUUGUACUACAUCCGCAGUCUCUGUCUCGACAGCGCCUCCAGCCGUAACAAGCUGGGCCGGUGCUUCUCACAUGCGCGGCCCCCUCUCUGGUCGACUAUAACAUCUCGGCCUUGCCCCCCUUCAGACGUCCGUCCUGCUCCUCUGCACCUGCAAUUGAGAAGCUGCUCGCCCACAGGGAGCUGCGUCGUCGACUAGACCUGCUUUGCUUUGCUUGUUCGCUCUUGUCGAUACUCCCGGCUGGCCUCCUCCCGGCUUCCUCCUGGCUUCCUCCCGCCUCUGCAGGUCACUCACUCUGACUGACUCUCUCGACUCUGUCUCCCGCCCUCUCUUCCCGCUGUCUCUUGCUGCCAGUACACACAUCCCACCCACUCUCGCUUUGGUCUUGCCUGACAACAACAAGAACAACGCCAACCAAUCCGUCUCCGCCCAGUUUGCUCUCUACACAUACACUUUCGAGAAAUCGAAACAGAAAGGCAAAAGCCAAAAAAAAAAAGCCAAAAA